Lutzomyia longipalpis is the source of this 1733-nucleotide messenger RNA. Its product is annotated as protein artemis-like. The coding region runs from base 147 to 1325 and encodes 392 amino acids. Gene Ontology annotation, biological process: protection from non-homologous end joining at telomere; interstrand cross-link repair; double-strand break repair via nonhomologous end joining. The transcript has 4 exons. Gene Ontology annotation, molecular function: 5'-3' DNA exonuclease activity; damaged DNA binding. The record is from RefSeq and is a predicted model, not a curated record. NCBI's taxonomy places the organism in Eukaryota, Metazoa, Arthropoda, Insecta, Diptera, Psychodidae.
GGAUGUGGAAUUCUCCAUGAAUUCCGAAGAAGAACCUGACGAAGCUCCAACCUUCAUCCCCAAGAGGAAGAAGCGAUAGUGGCUGCUGCAAUAAGUCGAUUUUUUCGUGCCUUGCUCAUUCGUUGUGUGACAAGUGCCAAGGGAGGAUGAGUACCUUUCCUGGACCCCUCGUGGAGUUUCCUGGUGUAUCAGUUGAUCGUUUUGAUGGUGAAAAUCGUGAAAAUUCCGUGUUCUUCCUAUCCCAUUGUCACACGGAUCAUAUGGUUGGUUUGCAUUUGGGAGCACUUCCUGGCCCACUGUAUGUGAGUGAGAUUUCCGCUGUGAUCCUCCGACAGAGAUAUCCCCAAUUGGAGGAUGUUAGAACGUUGGAAAUUGGCGUGGAGACGGAAGUUCAGCUGAAGAAUGGAAGUGUGCGUGUUACGGCAAUCCCUGCUGGGCAUUGUCCAGGAUCUGUGAUGUUCCUCUUUGAAGCACCCACAUGCCGUGUUCUCUAUACGGGUGAUUUCCGUCUCAGGGAGAAGGAUGUGCGGAAUAUUCGGGUUUUUGAGCGAAUUCGCGGGAAGCUGGAUAACCUCUAUGUGGAUUCAACAUUUCUCUGCAAAAGCUACGAGGAUUUCCCCUCCCGGUCUGUCAGCACAAAGACCAUUGUGGAUUUAAUUGAGGAAUGGACAGCAAAGUCUGAGGAGCAUAUUGUGUGGCUGAAGACUCCAGCUCACUACGGAUCGGAAUUUCUCUUCAAGGAGAUCCACAAACGCACCCGGAUGCCCCUUCAUAUUGAGCCAUGGAAUAUGGCUGAUUAUGCGUACAUCCCUGACAUGGAUGGUGUGUUCACGGUGGAUGAGAAACAGAGUCAAAUUCACGCGUGCUGGAAACCCGGAUGUCCCGUCGUGAGGAGCAGCGGAAAGAAAGUCCGUGAGAUUCUCCCCACAGCCAUGUUCUGGACAAACUGGAAGGAAUCUCGAGACUUUGUGAAGGUUACUAAUUUCAACAUUCGCGUCUGCUACUCCAGUCAUUCCAGCAUGCGAGAACUACGAGACUUUAUUACCUUCCUAAGGCCAGCAAGUGUGAAAUUGAAUGUUAUUCAGGAGUCCAAAAAAACUGAGAUGUACAACGCUCUGAGGAAAAUUCUUGCCCAGGUUGAUGCAGACAAAGAGAAAGAAGUGGCAGAAGAUCCUGCAGCUGAAACUCCUGCCGCUGAGGAACCUGAGAUAAUUUCCUUCAAGAACAUCAAGUUCAGAGACAAGCAGGAUGUGGAAUUCUCCAUGAAUUCCGAAGAAGAACCUGACGAAGCUCCAACCUUCAUCCCCAAGAGGAAGAAGCGAUAGUGGCUGCUGCAAUAAGUCGAUUUUUUCGUGCCUUGCACAAUUUAAUUGAUAAGACGCAGCAAUAUAAGUCGAUGAAACCUGAAACAUUUAACCAUUCUCAGCAGAAUUCCUCAUCCCCAUCACCAUGACCAACCAACCACAACAUGCCAAAUCAUCAAUUUUCGAUGAUUCUAUAACCACAAGAACUCCUUCUUAUCGUUUUGGAAUGUUUACAAAAAGAAUAAAAAACAAAACUUUUAUUUUCUCUUCAAACCUUCUUUAUUUGCGCACAUUUCUUUCUCUUUUUGUUGUUGUUAAAUAAGAAAAAAUAAAAGAAAAGACGACCCCUUUCCUGUAAUUUAGGAUCGUGGUCUCUCCUUCUUUUCCUUGUAAAGCGCCAAGAGUGACACGUUCGCUACUUUCACGACC